AUGUCGAUAAGGCCAUGCAAGGACAACAUUAAAAAGCGUAUGAACCAUGGAGAGUUCCUGCAGUUCGGGGAGAACGAGGAUUGGGAUUUCCCCGAUUUCAAUCCACAAUACGACGAGCCUGAGAUGGAUCCAGCCCUGGAGUUGAUACAAAAAGAAUACGUCAAACAACUUUACUCGGCGAAACGCCCGUUUACCAACAAGAAGUCUACAAAAGAGCUGUUGCAAAUCUUGACGGCCUUUGUGAUAGCAUUCAUAGUAUUCUAUGGGACAGUGACAUUAUCGUAUGCCAACGUCAUCACCGAUCAACGAUAUAUUGAGCAGAACCUGGAGAAGCGAGAGACGUCAUCAGGGCCGGAGGACUUCAUAUGCAAUGUGGACACAGACUUUGAAUGUGUUUGCAAUCGCUCAUUAGGGAAUUUGGACGACACGUUUAUGCAGUGUAAUUCGCUAAUUGCGGUAUGUUAUUCCGAAGCGGACGUAUAACCAAACAAACAAUUAUCAUUAAAAAGACUAUUCUUUCAGGAAGAGAAAUUGUCCGCAGUGGAAAUGGUGGUAAAAAAUGUGGAUUUGAAGGCCACACUUCACACGAAUGAAACAUAUCAGGACUAUUUUCGACGACGGGUAGCAAAUCUUGUUAGUCAGCAUUGUGAGCAGCAUGCUCAUGAGUGCGCUGGUGCCCAGCUGGGCCUCACACAGGUAACAAAAGACGACGAAUGGCGGCAGGGACCAACCGGAGCGCCAGCUCCUUCCAGCGAUUUCAGCCGCACACCCUCAACCGAUGGAGUGGGCGCUUCGCUUGGGACAAGCCCGCCGUUCAAUCGUUUGAAUGACGAAGAUGCUGAACCUUUUUUGACUCAGGCGAACGUUCUCAUCAUGCACGUGGAAUACCUGCCGAGACGGCGAACGAAAUUGAAGUUUGUGGUUCGAAAAGACCCGGACCUCUUGCCGAAGAUGAUAACAGCCGAUCUAAUUGACACCAGACGGAUUGUAGAUAUACUUAGCAAUCAAGUGGGGCCUCUGUCGCGAGUUCUCGGAGGAAUUCGAAUCGAGACUUUGAGACUUGGUGAGCUGCAGCGGCAAGCCCUACCGGCCGACAACACAAAGCUGCUGAUAAUUGUCGGCUGCGUGCUGCUUAUCAUCUUUAUCAGCUAUAUUGUAGCUGUUGUCAAGUGUAUCAUGUAAGUUCAAUCGGUGGAGCGAGUACCUUCACUUCCAAGCACAUUGUUGUUCCCCACUAUCGUUUGGUUUAUCUGAUUUCCAUGCUUCAAUCUGUUCAAGCUUUCCGCUACGCCUAACAGGCUCAUUAAAAAGUAAUGUGGGCAAAUUUAGAGGUCCCUUGUAGACUCAACAAGCAAUAAUCCGAAAAAACAUGUUCAUAAUCUUAAGGCCGCUUCGUAAUCGUUGGUUGAAAAUGUGCAUUUUCAAUGCAAAUAAAAUUUCCCCUCGGCCCGAAACCGACGGCGCUUGAACGUCUCGGGAAAUGGUAGGGUUGAUAUUAGAAAAGCGAACAUUCCUAUUCCGUGGCCUUCUUGUUUAUGUUUCCUUUUCCGUGACGUCAGAGCACGCGAACAUUCGAUGUGGAGGCUAAAAAUUAACUGUAACCUAGUAGGGUGUAAAUAGUCGGCGCAGUGACACAUUCCUGUUCCUCGACGCAGACAUUCCCUGUGCUAAGGGGAAGCGCACUCCUUACUUCUUUUGGCCGCACGGCACUUACUUACGGACUAAUGAAAAAAAAACUCCCUUCCGCGGGGACAUCGCCGUCCGCGUGUGGACUGAAAUUGAGCUAGCAGAGCGUUAAUUCAUGCCAAUAUCUCUUCUUCUUCGCUUUCAUUUCGCUAAAGAACGACCGUGCGCGCUCCGUGUGCGGACAGCAAAACUUUUCGCCGCUUUUGGCCUGAAGCGGGGAGACAAGAGGGGGAAUUUACAAGAGAGAGAAGAGGAAGGGGCGGAAAAACGUUCGCUGGCCGUGGAAGAGGAAAGGAAGCACGCGUAAAACACAGUGUAUAGAGCCUGGAAGUAGCAAAAGAACGCCCUCUCUGGGCCUUCCAAAGUUAACCGUUUCGAAUUUUCGGAUCAUACCGCGAGCGGCGCACCAAACAAGUGCUAAUGCAAUGGCACAGUGCGUGAGAGCGUAGUGAAAGAGAGAACGAGUCGGAUUAUACGGCGGAACUUUCAUCGUCCGCUUGCUUAGCAUUUGUUAUGGCCAUGUUCUCUUUCCGGCUAAAUCAGUGUGGGGAUUAGAGGUAUCACGGACUCCCUUCCCUCCACUUGCGGACCAUAUGAGGGAAAUUUGAAAUAAGUGUCUGUUUGUGUCUUUCACAUUCUUAAGGGCCCGGUUUUCUUGACAACAAAAUUUUUAUACAUGAAAUUCUCCCUCUUUUGUUCGGAAACAAGCUAAUCAUUAUCAUUACCUUUUGCUGAGAAAUUACCGAUUCCAACGUUUCGUGCUUUUACAGAUUUUUUUAUCGGGUUUGCCAACUGAAAAAUUUUCAUUUGAAGGGGGAGAUUAUGCCAUCGCUUUCUCCAGCAAAGCUUUUGCAACGCUUGCGCAAAAUUCUACAGUUUCGUGUUCGAUUUCACAGGUAAGUUAAAAAUAAUGGGCGAUUACAAACCGUGGAAACGUUACACGUCAACCAUAAGCUUCUUCUCUAUUCAUCGCCAUAUAUUAAUUAAAAAAUAGGGGUUGAUUUCAUCAUGAUAGUGGUUGCGUCGGAAAUUGAGCCUAAGCAGGGGCUUAUUUUAGCACGACUUGCGUCACAGCGGGUCACAUAAAACAAGGCCCCGCGUAGUAUGCUAUCCAGUUUUUUUGUAUACAACUACACUACAGUUUGUCCUAUAAACACAAAGGAAUAAAGAAAAAACGUGCAGCGAGUGACUCUAGCAAUUAGUCUUCUAUUCUCUUUGCACCCCCUUUCUGUGACGAUUCGAAAGUUCGUUGUUUGUGCAAAUGAGAUGUGAACUUGCACUGAUUGCUGUGGAUUCAUUUCGCCUUAUGCACUUAUAAUCGUUUGCUUACAGGGACAGCCGUCGGAAGCGGGCCGAAGCGAAGAAGAACGAGAGUUUGGCCAAGAAGGACCACACAAACUACGGAGCAUGCGCUGACAAAUUGGAUGCGCCUAAUAAUAUCAAUAAAGGAACGCGGUCGUCAACCAGCUCAAAGUCUUCCAUUCUGAACAACAACAACGGAAAAUGUCGGCGUACGUCAAGCGGGAAGGAGGAGAAGAACGGACGACUAACGGCCCGAUCGUCAACAAAGAGGUCGACCGGUGACGAUAAUUCGAUUGGUAUAUGCGAUUUACAAACGUCACAGCCUUCAAGUCCGCCGCCGUCCGCAAACACGGACACUCGAUCGUUCCAGAGGAUGUUUGCGUGUGAUAUGAGUCAGCUACCGGCCGAGUCGUUAGACGAUGGCUACAGUGGCGAGGUCUUCCUUGAGGAAUCAAUAUCGCAAGAAGCCAUUGAGUCACCUAAUGUCUUUUACAAGCAGCAGCAAAACAACAGUCAUAACAACUUCUACGUGGGAAGCACCUGUAAUUCGCAUCAAAGCAGUCACAUAUUCAACAUUGAGGGGGAAACCAACUCGAUUAACCACAACUAUCCGAGCUUCGAGGCUCAGCAGCUCGUUCAGCGGGCGGUCCCCAUUGUUGUUGAGACAAUGGGAUCCGAGCCGAAACUGAAUUAUGAUGAGAACGAUAAUCAUAUUCACGAUCCACCACCUCCGGCGCCCGAAAUGCAGAUUAAGAAUGAGCUGGCUGAAGUGGAGAAUGAAGAACAAUCACCACCGCCUCCGGAGCAUGAGACCGCUGAGCAAAACAAAGGCAUCGAAUACUCCGAGAUCGAACUGCCCGUUCCUGCGUUCGAGGUUUCCAAAACUCCGCGAGGGUCUUUGGAUAAUGACAAAGAGCAAGAGAAAGAAGAGAGAAGCCACGAACCCGUAAAAUUGAGUACCUCUUUGUUGGACGCAAUAACUCAUGACGGACCGUAUGAAAGGCCGUUGUCGCGGCGAGGAAGUCGAGAUUCACCGCAUGAAGACGGUGAGGAGGAGCUGUAUAACGAACGGGGAGCUACUCCACCGCCAAUUGGUGAUCGCGGAGUGCCUUUGAAAAUCCCUCAACUCAGUAUCGACUUUGCGGACGACAUUUUGAGCAAGCCGAAAAGGCGCUAUGCCGAUUGGUCGAGCGAUUCCGAAGACGAAAGUAACGAACCAUAUCAACCGUUGGCCGAAGAGGACGAAUUGGAGCUGGAAGAAACAAUGAGGAAUAACAAAGAAGACGGUCUGAACAUUGACGAAGUCCCGGAGAGACCACUGAGCCGGAAUUGUGCUCCGAGAGAACUCGAGGACAUCGACUACUACUCGAGCUCAUCAGAAUCCGAAAUUGAGGACGUCCAAGAGGAAGAUCAAGAGAACACGGACCGACCUUAUGAGAGGCUGAGUGAAGUUACAACUCCCAAUAAUAUCGGAACUCCUCAGAUCACGCUGAAUCACAAUGUAAAAUACAGCACUCUAUAUUGCUACAACAUUGAUCCCGAUCUACUGGCGGCAGCGGAGAAGACAGCUGCCGCUACAAUAGCCCUUAUGAGUCAACAUCUCCAACUGAGUCCCGAUGAAGACGAUCUACGAUAG
Bursaphelenchus xylophilus (pine wood nematode) is the source of this 4624-nucleotide messenger RNA. The record is from the annotation of a GenBank genome assembly. NCBI's taxonomy places the organism in Eukaryota, Metazoa, Nematoda, Chromadorea, Rhabditida, Aphelenchoididae.